This is a messenger RNA of Symbiodinium sp. CCMP2456, 313 nucleotides long. Lineage: Eukaryota; Dinophyceae; Suessiales; Symbiodiniaceae. The record is from the annotation of a GenBank genome assembly.
GCCUACUCUGGUCCGCCGCAUCGCCAAGUACUCCUAUAUGCCACAGCCGGCCUGGCACGUGACGCCUGCGAAUGAGACGGUCCUUCAACACAGGCAGCUGCAUGCAGAGUGUUCCCCAAGGUCGCGCGAGACAUGGGUGCUUCCGUCGGAAGCUCUUCGGCUGCCUUCUCAGGAUAUGGCCGCCACUUCCCCGCGCCCCAGCGCGAGGAAGCAAGUUCAGACACCUCCCGUGGCCAGCCCUUUGAGGGCCUCCGGCCUCUCUGCCCCUGAUUGUCGCGAAGAAGAUCUCGAAGCGUUCGACGAGCUCUGCCAG